AUGCCUGAUCGUGAAAAUGAGCCUAACGGCUCAGCCGUCAUUACUCAUCGCCACCGGCCUACGGAGACUCUCGGCCAUGUCCGACUCCAAGACGAAAGCACUGGUGCCACGCUCCUCGUGCCCCAGCCGUCGUCCGACCCUAAUGAUCCUCUCAACUGGUCGAAAGGCUUCAAGAUCUACAUCACUGUGCUUACUUGUGUAGCAUUGACAUGGGUCAACUUCUUUGCAGGUGGUCCUGGAUCUGUUUUGGUCGAAAUAGUCAUCGAUCUCUAUGGUGUGUAUCCGCCUGACCCCAGGAAUCCCGCCACACUAGCCCCAAAGUCGAUGGCGGCAUUCUCGUCUGCAGUGAGCAAGGUGGCUUUGCUCUUCUCCACAACUUCUCUGGCCGCCGGUAUGGCAAACCUUAUGUGGGUCCCCCUCGCUGUCAAAUAUGGCCGUCGGGUGGUAUAUACUUCUUCGUUUCUCGCUUUUGGCCUCUGCUGCAUCUGGUCGGCACGUGCUUCCACUUAUGGGAGUCUGUUAGCUUCAAGAAUUAUAGCCUCAUGGUUUUCUGGAAGCGUCGAGUGCGUUGCUCCCGUUACUAUUGCGGACAUCUUUUUCCUUCACGAAAGGGGUAAAAUGACAGCGAUAUACUCGGCUGCGCUCUCGACGGGUGCUGCGUUGGGGUUAAUGGUCUCUGCAGUUAUGUCAAUCUCAACAAGUUGGAGAGUGUUUCAUUACUUGUGCGCUGGUCUCGUCCUCACCACGACACUUUUGAUUUUCUUUACCAUGCCCGAGACUGCAUAUCAGAGGACUGUAGAAAGAGAAGAGGAAGAGACAGAUGAGAAGGUCGCAAACGUGUCCGAAAUGGAGCGUGCCGAAGUGCACACCGUGCACAAGAAAACAUUCAUACAACGGAUGGCAUUCAAUCGGUCUCCUCUCACCCGUGAAUCUAUUUGGAAGAUCAUUAUCCGGCCCGCGCUGGUCCUCUUUUUACCACCAGUUUUCUGGUCUACGGUGUCUUUCGGGAUAGGAAUCGGGAUCUUCGUCAUCAUGGGGACCACAGCCGCAACGGCUUUCACACAGGUUUACCAUUUUACAACCUGGCAAGUGGGAGUGGUUUGGAUUGCAGGCAUUGUAGGUAACAUACUAGGCAUACCAUUUGGUGGUUAUUUCUCGGAUUGGGUAGCCAACCGCGCAACCACGAAGAAUGGCGGAAUUCGUGAGCCAGAGAUGCGUCUUCCCGCCGUGAGCAUCGCUAUGAUUACCUAUCCUGCAGCACUUCUUCUCUACGGCCUGGGGAUCAACUACAAAGCGCAUUGGAUGGUGCCUAUCUUGGGCAUAUUCUUGUUCUCGUUUGGAAGUAGUGCUGCGAUCGGCAUUAGUGUGGUGUAUACAAUCGACUGUUACAGGCCAAUUGCUGAGGAGGUUGUGGUGAGCCAAGUCGCCUUCAAAUCCAUCAUAACGUUCCUCAUGUCCUUCUACGCAAACCCAUGGGUCGAUCGUGACGGCUAUGCAGGAGCAUUUGGUGCCAUGGCAGCGCUCAGUUUCAUCGUCUUGGCUUUAUGGGUUCCCUUGUUCAUCUGGGGUAAGCGAAUUCGCCGUGCCACUCUCAAAGGGCGUGUCAUGCAAUAUGUCCACUGGUCUGUGGACAGAGAGACUGGAGAGUAA
Penicillium canescens is the source of this 1650-nucleotide messenger RNA. RefSeq lists its product as uncharacterized. Gene Ontology annotation, biological process: transmembrane transport. Gene Ontology annotation, molecular function: transmembrane transporter activity. Bases 1 to 1650 code for a protein of 549 amino acids. The transcript is spliced from 5 exons. NCBI's taxonomy places the organism in Eukaryota, Fungi, Ascomycota, Eurotiomycetes, Eurotiales, Aspergillaceae. The record is from RefSeq and is a predicted model, not a curated record.